This is a messenger RNA of Cheilinus undulatus (humphead wrasse), 1621 nucleotides long. Its product is annotated as monoacylglycerol lipase abhd6-B-like. The transcript has 9 exons. Bases 109 to 1113 code for a protein of 334 amino acids. The record is from RefSeq and is a predicted model, not a curated record. Lineage: Eukaryota; Metazoa; Chordata; Actinopteri; Labriformes; Labridae.
GUGUUCAAAGACUGUUGUGUAAUUUGGGUGAGAGAGGAGGAGGAGGAGGAGGAGGAGGAAGGCAGCUUUCUGUGACAGACCGAAGAGGACUCGCACAGGAGAGCAGCCAUGGAGCUGGUCAUGCUGUCAGGAGGUGUUCUGGUUGUUCCUGUCCUCGCCUUCAUCACCUCCUUCCUGUUCUGGCCUGGGGCACUGUUAAGAGUCUACAACUGGUACUGGCGACACAAGAUCGGGCUGGUGAUCCGAUACUCUCACAGUGGAAGCUAUCGCUUCUGUUAUUCCAGCAGAGGGAAGCCAGGGGGCGCCACGCCAUCACUGCUGCUGCUGCAUGGCUUCUCAGCCACUAAAGACAUGUGGCUGCCCCUCAUUAGGUUUCUCCCUAAAGAGCAGCACGUGAUAUGUGUGGACAUGCCGGGUCAUGAAGGAACAAGCCGGACCGGAGCGGAGGACUACAGCAUCCAGGGCCAGGUCCGCCGAAUACACCAGUUUGUUCAGAGUAUCGGUCUGGAUAAAACACCCUUCCACCUGGUUGGGACAUCAAUGGGAGGAAACGUCGCUGGAGUUUACGCCGCUCAGCACCCUGAUGUCCUGUGCAGCGUCACCUUGAUGUGCCCGGCAGGUCUGGUUUAUCCCACAGAGUCUCAGUUCAUCAGCCGUCUGAGGGAGCUGGAGAAAAGUGAGCAGGAGGAGUCGAUCCCUCUGAUCCCUUCCACGACCAAGGAGCUCGAAGACAUGCUGAGACUCUGCUGCUACUCCCCGGUCAACCUCCCCAAACAGCUCCUACGGGGUCUCCUUGACAACAGGAUCCCCAACAACGGUUUCUAUAAAGAAGUUUUCAUGGAGAUCGUCGGGGAGAAGUCUCGUCAUUCACUGCAGGAAAACCUGCACCUGAUCAAAACACCCACACAGGUCAUCUGGGGGAAAGAAGACCAGGUGGUCGACGCGUCCGGGGCAGCGGUGCUGAAGGCGGCGCUGCCAGACUGUCAGGUGGAGGUGAUAGAAAACUGUGGUCACUCUGUGGCGUUGGAGCGUCCCAGGAAAGCUGCUAAUCUCAUCAUGAACUACCUAACUGCACGGGAAGUCAGCACUGAAAACACCAAGAAACUUUCCUGAAGAAAAGCCUUGAACUUAAAUGUUGAUCUCUAACCUCACAAAGGAGGACACAAUGACAAUGAAGGUUAUGAUGAAGAUGAAGAAGUGAAGUUAAUUGUUAAAUUUAUUAUUUUUAAGUUUGAUAUGUGAGUUUUCUGUGCCAGCAUGCACUUCUGUAAUAGUUGAAAUUAACACAAAGCAAAGCGAGGCUGACUGUCAAACUACGCUGCAGUUUUUACACUCACUCAAACAUAGGCAUGCACCGGCACUAACACAGGAGGCUGUCUAAGAAGUUUCAUGAAAACAUUCCAUGUUUUGAUUUUGCACUUUUCAUACUUUUCAGACCAUUAUUUUCAUCCUUUAUUUUUUGUGAAUGUCAUGUUUGUUUGUGAGUCUUAUGUAUGCGUUGAAAUGUUUAAUUUCAUAUAAACAUUCAGUUGUAUUUAAGUUGUAUGAGAUUAUUUCAUGAUUCCAGCACCAGACCAGAGUGUUUAUUCGUGGACUGCAAAAAUAAAUCUUUAAACAAUGA